ACAUUUGAUUUCAGUUUUAAAAUAUUAUCUAAAUAUCCAGAAAUUGCUGUUGUCUAAAAGUUAUUUGACAUUUUACCCCACAAGGUAAGGAUUUCCAAUACAAUAAUUAAUACAGCCGCUGCAGAGGGGCCCAUCUUAUUGUUCGCCUGGGGCCUCCAAACUGUCAAGUCCGCCACUGCCGUGGGAGGAGAAAUGAAGGAACCAGCUGUCGUUUUCUGUGGUUUGUGGAAGUUUGGGAGUGAGACUAAAUAGAAGUCUGUUCUAAACAGACCGGGAUUUACUGCCCAGAGUAGUACUCUUCCCUCCAUAGACGAUCUUCGGUGCGGUCUCCUAACAACAGCACAAACAGCGUCAGGUGUCCUCGAGGCCGAAGCGGAGGCCGCGCUUUGGAGGCAAGAUGGUUCAACAGACGAUCCAGAUUUUUGGCCGCAUUAAACCCACAGGGAAACCGGCGGCGGUGUUUUCUGUGGACAACGAAGACCCGACAGGAGCUUCCUUGGACUUCCUGUUACCCAGAGACCUGAGCGAUGGAUUUGUGAACAACAAGAGGGAAAGCUACAAAUUCAGAUUCAAGAAAGUGUUUGAUCAACAUGCAAAGCAAGAGGAUAUUUUUGAAAACAUUGCCAGACCUGUUGCAGACAGUGUGCUGGCUGGCUUUAACGGCGCCAUCUUUGCAUACGGUCAGACAGGCAGCGGGAAGACCUUCACCAUCACCGGAGGGGCAGAGCGCUACGCCGAUCGGGGCAUUAUUCCUCGCACCCUAUCCUACUUGUUUGAACGCUUCAGCCAGGACAGCAGCACUGUCUACACUAUGCAUAUAUCUUACCUGGAGAUCUACAAUGAACUGGGAUAUGACCUGCUGGAUCCUCGCCAUGAGGCUUCUCGACUGGAGGACUUACCAAAAGUAUUGAUCAUGGAAGAUGCUGAUCAGAACAUCCAUCUGAGGAACCUUUCUCUCCAACAAGCAGCAAAUGAAGAGGAGGCCCUGAACUUGCUGUUUCUUGGGGACACUAACCGUAUGAUUGCAGAGACUCCUCUGAAUCAGGCUUCCACUCGCUCCCACUGCAUUUUCACUGUGCACCUCUGCAGACGAGAACCUGGCUCUGCCACCCUGCAGCGGUCCAAGCUCCACCUGGUGGACCUGGCUGGUUCUGACAGAGUUAGCAAAACGGGUCUAAACGGUGUGCUGCUUACUGAAGCCAAGUAUAUAAACCUCUCUCUUCACUUUCUGGAGCAGGUCAUCUUAGCAUUAUCAGAGAGGAGUCGCUCCCAUAUUCCAUACAGAAACUCCAUGCUAACGUCUGUUCUACGGGACAGCCUGGGAGGAAACUGCAUGACCACCAUGAUCGCAACUUUGGCAGUUGAUAAAAGGAACCUUGAUGAAUCCAUCUCCACAUGCCGCUUUGCCCAACGUGUGGCUCUCAUCAAAAAUGAAGCCAUAUUGAAUGAAGAACUGGAUCCUGUUCUGUUAAUAGCACAUUUAAAAGAGGAGAUCCUAACACUGAAGAAGCAGCUGGCCACGAUGAUGGGAGAACAGAAGGAUGAGCAGCUGACUGCAGACGAGAUGUUGAAGUUGGAAGAAAUGAUCGAAGCCUUUCUAAAUGAUCCGGAUCCAGAUGGGACACUAUCACUAGGCCGUGACAUGAGAAAAGUCCAGCAUUCUUUCUCCUAUUUCAAGAGGAAAAUCUUGGAAAAAGAAAGUGAAAGACAUCAAUGUAGUCAACAGCCACCAGCAGCAACACAGAGGGAAGAUGUUUAUUUUCCCCACAUGAGUCCAGUCGACGUGAACAGUCUGAAGGAGAUGCUUCAGCAACGUGACAACGAAAUCAGUAUUCUAGUGAAAAUGUUGAAGAAAGAGAAGAAAAGGGCAGAUGAUGCUGCUGUUCAGCUUUCCAGGAUUACUGACUGUCAAAAGUUGUCAUCCCAAAGUCUUCCAAACUAUUCCACAGUUCCAGGGUUUGGAGACGGAAUGGCAGACACUCUUUCCUUGAACCGUGGUGGCCAAGCAUCCUCAGAAUCUCUAACUGGAGAGGAAAACAUGGAGCUUGGAGAAGAUGUGUCCACACUGUCAAAGCUCACUGGACAAGUUGCCAGCAUGUGUCCACUGAGCCAACAACUGAAAUCCACUCCACCUCAGUCAAGAGACGGAAAUGUCAAAGGUCAUCAAGAGGACCAGAGAGUAAAAGUAUACACAUUUCAGGAAUCUCAUGAGGGAAAUAUGAACCAGCUUUCUUUGAACCACGGAGGGCAAGUUUUGUUGUCCAUGAAAAAAGGUUCACAGCUGUCUGCAGGGAAACAGGAGGCCUUUGAAAUCUUCAUAAAGGACCACGAGGAGCAGCAAAUCAUCGAGGAUCACAAACAAUUGAUCAAGAAGAGGUCUGCAGAGGCCAGAACACUUUCAGAGCAACUCAAUCAAGUCAGAAACACAAUUGCUGAGUUGAGGAAGCAGCUGCAGACGAGGAGAAGACAAAGUGCAGCACAGAGUGUUGAGGUGAACCAACCCCCGGGUGAGAAGUUUGACCCCGUAGAGGAGGAGCUCUGUGAACAAAUUAGGCGGGAAAAAAUUGUUUACAAGAGCGCCAUUGGGCGCCUAAAGGCUCUGAGCACAGAGAUCGAGCAUCUGCAGCUGCUGUUGGAAAGGGUGAAAGUCAAGAUCCAGAAGGAUUUCCAGAAGUGGUGGACCCAGGAGGCUUCCAGCCUGCAGGGCUGGGAGCCUGGAGCAACAGCUGGAUUUCACACUCGGCCAUCCUCAUCUGGAACUCCGGGUUUGUGGAGCAGCGUCUCCAGAGGUGCAGAGGCUGACAUCAAUCCUCCUUCAGAGUGGAGGACUCUGGACAGCACCUUCCCCCCCACAGGAGACCAGCAAGUGGAUGCCGACGUCCUGGCUUUUGUCCGAGCCCGGCAAAGUCUUCUCAGCAAGAACACUGCCCCCCAGCGGUGAAGUCCAGUCAGAAUGAGACCUGACGGCCCGCUGACAAAGGAAUUCUGGGAGAAUUUCAGAGGAAGAAACGCCAACAUGUGUUUUAAUGACAAAUGACUUCACAUUCACGGAAAUAAAACGCUUUUCAUUGU
This is a messenger RNA of Oryzias latipes (Japanese medaka), 3072 nucleotides long. RefSeq names its product kinesin family member 6 (gene kif6). The record is from RefSeq and is a predicted model, not a curated record. Gene Ontology annotation, biological process: microtubule-based movement. Lineage: Eukaryota; Metazoa; Chordata; Actinopteri; Beloniformes; Adrianichthyidae. Gene Ontology annotation, molecular function: microtubule motor activity; microtubule binding; ATP binding.